UUAGGGGAAAGAAAAACAACCUCACAGCCUAGAAAACGAAAACACUGCGGCAAGAAGGGAAAAACACUCCACCCCCGUGGAAGCAAGCUCAGGAAACAGAACCACAGGCUCUGGUUCUGGAGGACAGUGCCAGCCAGGGGCCGAUGUGUAUAUAUAAGAGGCACACACCUGUAAACGGAUGAAUUCUACCUUUCUGGCUUCAGGAUUUCAGGUGUCAGGGACCAGGAGGAAACCCCCAAGGGCCAACCUGUCCUUGCGUUUGGGCAGGUCUUCCCAGGACCAGAAGUAGCUGUGAACAGCAGAAAGGAUGGGGUGGCUUUUCUCUCCAACCUCAAUGCGGAUGGUAGUGGUGGUGACCUGCUGGGCCAUCGUAGCUGCAGCCGCUGACUCCUCGGAAGCACGAAAUUGCUCUGAAUGUCACAGCAACGCCACCUGCAAGUUGGACGGGGUUGCCACGACGUGCUCCUGCCUAGAGGGCUUCACUGGCGACGGCCUGGUGUGCGUGGACCUGGACGAGUGCGACCUUCCUGGGGCCCACAACUGCUCCGCCGACAGCAGCUGUGUGAACACGCCGGGCUCCUACGCGUGCGUCUGCCCUGACGGCUUCCGCCUGAGCCCAGAGCUCGGCUGCACCGACGUGGACGAGUGCGCGGAGCCGGGGCUCAGCCACUGCCAUGCCCUGGCCACCUGCGUCAACGGCGAGGGCAACUACUCGUGCGUGUGCCCCGCGGGCUACUGGGGGGACGGGCGGCACUGUGAGUGCUCCCCGGGCUCCUGCGGGCCGGGGCUGGACUGCCUGCCCGAGGGCGACGCGCUCGUGUGCGCCGAUCCGUGCCAGGCGCACCACAUCCUAGACCAGUACUGGCGCAGCACGCAGUACGGGACUGGCUUCACCUGCGACUCGAACCUGGGCGGCUGGUACCGCUUCGUGGGGCAGGGCGGCGUGCGCCUGCCCGAGACCUGCGUGCCCAUCCUGCGCUGCAACACGGCCGCGCCCAUGUGGCUCAACGGCACGCACCCGUCCAGCGACGAGGGCAUCGUGAGCCGCACGGCCUGUGCGCACUGGAGCGGCGACUGCUGCCUGUGGGACGCGCCCGUCCAGGUGAAGGCCUGUGACGGCGGCUACUUCGUCUACAACCUCACGGCGCCCCCCGAGUGCCAUCUGGCGUAUUGCACAGACCCCAGCUCCGUGGAGGGAACGUGUGAGGAGUGCAGUAUUGAUGAGGAGUGCAGAUCAGAUAAUGGUAGAUGGCACUGCCACUGCAAACAGGACUUUAACAUCACUGAUCUCUCCCUCCUGGAGCGCAGGCUGGAAUGUGGGGUCAAUGGCAUCAAGGUAUCCCUGAGCAAGUGCCAGCUCAAGACCCUGGGCUUUGAGAAGAUCAUCAUGUACCUGCGAGACAGCCAGUGCUCAGGCUUCUCUGAGAGCGGUGACCGGGACUGGGUGUCUGUGGUGACCCCGACCAGGGAAGGCCCCUGUGGGACAGUGAUGACGAGGAAUGAAACCCAUGCCACAUACAGCAACACCCUCUACCUGGCAGAUGAGAUCAUCAUCCGUGACGUCAACAUCAAAAUCAACUUUGCCUGCUCCUAUCCCCUGGACAUGAAAGUCAGCCUGAAGACUUCCCUGCAGCCAGUGGUCAGCGCUCUGAACCUCAGCGUGGGUGGGACCGGCAUGUUCACCGUGCGGAUGGCGCUCUUCCAGACCCCUGCCUACACACAGCCCUACCAAGGCUCCUCCGUGACCCUGUCCACUGAGGCCUUUCUCUACGUGGGCACCAUGCUGGAUGGGGGCGACUUGUCCCGGUUUGCACUGCUGAUGACCAACUGCUACGCCACGCCCAGCAGCAAUGCCACAGACCCCUUGAAGUACUUCAUCAUCCAGGACAGAUGUCCCCGCACUGAGGACUCAACCGUCCAAGUGGUGGAGAACGGGGAAUCCCCUCAAGGCCGGUUUUCCGUCCAGAUGUUCCAAUUUGCAGGAAACUACGACCUGGUCUACCUGCACUGUGAGGUGUAUCUCUGUGACACCAUGAAGGAAAAGUGCAAACCUACCUGCUCCGGGACCAGAUUCCGCAGUGGGGGCACCAUUGACCAAAGCCAUGUCCUGAACUUGGGUCCCAUCACACGGAAAGGGAGCCAGGCCACAGUCUCCAGGGCUGCUCCCAGCAGCUCAGGGCCCCUGAAGGUCUGGCUGCCUCUGCUUCUGUUGGCCACCUUGACCCUGAUGUCUCAAUGAUCAGCGGCCGGAAGCCCUGUGCCCUGUGGCUACCAACUCUAUUCCUGCUGACUGGCGAGGUGAUGCAGGCUAGCACUCCAGCCACAGAAAAGGGAACUCAUGCUUCAGUCUCUCUGCUCCUAUCUUCUCCCCUUUAAUCCUUGCUAUCAGAAAACAGCCUGUGUCUUUAAAUGCUGCCUUCUCUCAAAAUGGGACUUGUGAUGUUUCUGCACUUGAGGCCCCUAUCUCCUUAAAGAGUGUGGCAAAAUAAUAGUUUUCAAAAGCUCA
Messenger RNA from Vicugna pacos (alpaca), 2506 nucleotides. The record is from RefSeq and is a predicted model, not a curated record. Lineage: Eukaryota; Metazoa; Chordata; Mammalia; Artiodactyla; Camelidae.